Messenger RNA from Labrus bergylta (ballan wrasse), 1334 nucleotides. It is a transcript of the gene anxa4, whose product is annotated as annexin A4. Gene Ontology annotation, molecular function: calcium ion binding; calcium-dependent phospholipid binding. The record is from RefSeq and is a predicted model, not a curated record. Lineage: Eukaryota; Metazoa; Chordata; Actinopteri; Labriformes; Labridae. Gene Ontology annotation, biological process: negative regulation of coagulation. Gene Ontology annotation, cellular component: cytoplasm.
UGAUAAAUAUGUGCAUCACGGUGGGUGGGACAUCUGAGCAGCUGGCACUUAUAAGCUGUAUUUACCUAGUCCUGUGACGUCUCGCACUCGUCUCGUCGAGCUCCUCGCUGAGUAAAUUGUCGUCAGGACAGCUUUCUUCAUCUCCAGAAAUCCACAAUCUCCCGCUCUACUCUACAAUGGCAGCGAUUGGAAAGAGAGGAACAGUGACUGAGGCGGCUGGGUUUGACCCAGAGGCAGAUGCCCAGCGACUCAGAGGAGCCAUGAAGGGAACUGGCACCGAUGAGGCAGCUGUCACUGAGGUCCUAUCGCACCGUACUAUUGCACAAAGGCAGCGCAUCAAAGAGGUCUUCAAACAAGCUGUGGGAAAGGACCUGGCUGACGAGCUGUCCUCAGAGCUGAGUGGGAACUUCAGGAGCGUUGUUUUAGGUCUGCUGAUGCUGCCGCCUGUGUAUGAUGCCUACGAGCUGAAAUAUGCAAUGAAGGGGGCUGGAACCGAGGAGGCUGCUCUCAUCGAUAUUCUCGCUUCAAGGUCAAAUGCGGAAGUAAAAGCCAUCAAUGCUUUCUACAAGAAAGAAUAUGGGAAAAGCUUGGAGGACGCUGUUUGUGGGGACACAUCAGGCAUGUUUCAGAGGGUUUUGGUGUCAUUACUCACGGCUGGACGGGAUGAAAGCGACAAUGUGGACAACGCCCAGGCUGUCCUGGAUGCUAAGGAAAUCUACGAGGCCGGUGAGGCUCGAUGGGGCACAGACGAGGUGAAAUUCCUCACCGUGCUUUGUGUCAGGAACCAGAAACAUCUGCUGAGAGUGUUCGAGGAGUACAAGAAGAUUUCUGGUAGAGAAAUCGAGGACAGCAUUAAGAGGGAGAUGUCCGGCUGCCUUGAGGACGUCUUUCUGGCCAUAGUGAAAUGCAUUAGGAACAAGCCGGCGUUCUUUGCAGAGCGAUUAUACAAAUCAAUGAAGGGGCUGGGCACUACAGAUAGUGUCCUCAUCAGAAUAAUGGUUGCUAGGGCAGAGAUUGACAUGUUGGACAUCAAAGCGGAGUUCCUGAAGAUGUACGGCAAGACUCUCCACUCCUUCAUCAAGGGAGACACCUCUGGUGACUACCGCAAAAUCCUGCUGGAGCUGUGUGGAGGCGAGUAGAGAGACAUCACAGCAGCGUUCAGCUGGCUCUUGAUUCUGGAGACCACAUUAUGAUCUUUUUUUUUUUUUCCGUUAAUGAAUUCCUGUAUCUCUUAUCUUUUCUACUUCCAUGGCCUUUUACAUUUCCCUGAUGGACCACGGUGCCUCAUUUUACUGUUUGUAAUAGAAAUUAAACCAAAGAGCAGUGACCUUUUA